This is a messenger RNA of Tachysurus vachellii, 1505 nucleotides long. Its product is annotated as C-C chemokine receptor type 5-like. The record is from RefSeq and is a predicted model, not a curated record. Lineage: Eukaryota; Metazoa; Chordata; Actinopteri; Siluriformes; Bagridae. The coding region runs from base 148 to 1272 and encodes 374 amino acids. Gene Ontology annotation, molecular function: chemokine receptor activity. The transcript has 4 exons. Gene Ontology annotation, biological process: chemotaxis; immune response; G protein-coupled receptor signaling pathway. Gene Ontology annotation, cellular component: membrane.
CCCAUACUCUUUACAAAGCGGAAGUGUCAAAACCAGAGACCUCAAACACCUGUCGUCUUAUUUUACAAUUUGGCUUUGAGCCGCAUAGCCCAAGUCCAUCAAUUUUGAAUUUUUCAGAAUUGUUUAAAGUAUUGUUAAUCUGCAGAGAUGUCCAACGACAGUAGCCGCUUCUGGAGCUCAACAAUACAAAGUGUUUUAACAACUCUUGGUGCCAGUGAAGAGAAUCUGAACAUGUCUGAUAAAGGCUCACCGUAUGACUACUCUGGAUAUUAUGAAACUGGCACUGCUGAAGGAGAACCUUGUACAUUCGGCUCCCAUGCAAGUCAUUUUCUCCCGGUUCUCUACUCACUGUUCUUCGUGGUCGGCUUCCUGGGCAACAUGCUGGUGUUGUGGGUGAUCCUGGGAGGAAAUCAGAUGAAAAGCAUGACUGAUGUGUCUCUCCUGAACCUGGCCAUCGCUGACCUUCUUCUCAUCUUCACUCUUCCCUUCCUGGCUCACUAUGCCAGAGAUACCUGGAUCUUUGGUAAUGUCAUGUGUGGGCUGGUCCUCAGUGUGUACUACAUCGGAUUUUACGCAGGAAUUUUCUUUAUCGUGUUGAUGAGCGUCGACAGAUACUUGGCUAUCGUCCAUGCUGUGUUUGCCUUGAGAAUCCGCACAAAGGCUUAUGGGAUUUUAGGUAGCCUGAUCAUCUGGAUUACAGCUAUUGCAGCCUCAUUUCCUGAACUAGUGUACCUUACAACUGAAAGGAAUGAAACUAAAACUUGCUCCGCUUACCAAAAUGAUGUCGAAAAGUUUAAGAGAAGUUUGGCUUUGAUUAAAAUGAACAUUUUGGGUCUGAUAAUUCCACUGAUUAUUGUGGGAUUUUGCUACUCGAUGGUGCUCCGCAGGAUUCUGUUGCUGCGUACGUCCAAGAAAAUGGCUGUACGUCUUGUUGCAGUGGUCAUGCUGGUCUUCUUCUGCUGUUGGACGCCGUACAACAUCGCAGCCUUCAUUAAAGCACUGGAACUGCAGGGAAUCCUGAGUCCAGAAUGUGAGCUCAGCAAACGCAUCCAGCUGACGCUGCAAGUCACUGAAGCUAUAGCGUACUCACACAGCUGCCUCAAUCCGUUCCUCUAUGUGUUCGUGGGGGAAAAGUUCAGGAGGCAACUCGGGAGACUCCUUCGCCAGACACCAUGCUUCCGUGUGCAGUGUAUGAAGAGCUACAUGACCCGCGCCGCAUCCUCUGUGUAUUCACAGACCACAAGUGUAGACGAACGCUCAGUUGGUGUCUGAAUGUUCGGCCGUUCAAAGAACUGUACAUAUUUUACUUUACAUACUUGCACUGCUUUGCAUAUUCAGAGUUGAGAGUUAGGGUAUAAUCCAGUAAUGAGACAUUAGACAUAAUUCCACAGCUAUUCAGAAGUGACACAAGAGUUAGGUGGAGUUUUAACCUUUAACUUAAACCCAUUUUUUACUGGAUCAAGGAUGUAUUAAAUAUUAAAGUAUUAAAUCUAUCGCCACUGUCU